This is a messenger RNA of Anopheles gambiae (African malaria mosquito), 1356 nucleotides long. RefSeq names its product sugar transporter SWEET1. Gene Ontology annotation, cellular component: membrane. Gene Ontology annotation, molecular function: sugar transmembrane transporter activity. Bases 224 to 970 code for a protein of 248 amino acids. The record is from RefSeq and is a predicted model, not a curated record. The transcript has 3 exons. Lineage: Eukaryota; Metazoa; Arthropoda; Insecta; Diptera; Culicidae. Gene Ontology annotation, biological process: carbohydrate transport.
UUAAGCCUCUACAUCUCGACAGAUUUAGCAGAGAGUGAUUAGCAUCUUCGCUCACUCUUAAGCGCUGUAGAGCGUCCUAAAUUUACCGUCUGCGAUAUGGUGCCACUGCUGUGAGUCGCAACUUCGCUCAGUGUACAGUACACUGCGCACAGUUGCACGCUCGGUGGCGAGUCGAGAGGCUGCUACGUACGGUACGGUGCGUUCCCCGGUCGCUUGAUACACCAUGUUUACUACGCCGCUACUGGCCGGUCUAGAGGCGCACCGGGAACGGAUCGGCCAGGCAGCGGGGCUACUGACGGUCGCCCAGUACCUGGCGGGAUGGUUUAUUUGUAGCGACAUUAGGCGCCGCGGCACAUCGGCCGGCGUUUCACCGCUUCGCUUCAUCGGUGGCUGUGGACUCUCCAUCCUUCAGCUGCAGUACUCCGAGAAGCUUCAAGCACCGGCACUCAUCUGGACCAGCAUUUUCACGCUGGCCUUUUCGCUGCUUUACUCACUGUGGUUCUGGUGGUACACGCCUCCGAGCGGGCGAGGUGCGCUGUACCGGCUCACGGCGGCGGUGGCGACUGCUACAGCUGGUCUGUACGCAUAUGGCGCCCAGGGCGAUGGUCCCGACGUGAUGUACCGGCUGGGCAUGGUACUGACCGUGCUGGCACUCGCUUUCAUCGCCCUACCGCUGGCUCAGUUGCGUUCGAUUAUUCGCGCCAAAAGCAGCGCCGGGCUGCCCCUGCCUGCGAUACUCGCUUCCACCGGUGCAACCGUGCUGUGGCUUUUGUACGGACUGCUCAUCAACAACACGUUCAUAGUGGUAAGACUGUUGGGGCACAGCACCGCCGUCAGUUUCAAAUGCAUUCGACAUAAACGCCGUUUUUUAUACCGCACGACAGGUCCAGAAAAUCAUAGCGAUGGGUCUGUGCACGGUUCAGCUAUCGUUGUUUAUCAUUUAUCCAGCAUCCACCAGCAGUGGUGGUGAGAAGAAAAAGCAAUGAUAAUCCCCUGGCGGGCCGAGUGGGUUUGGUAGAAAAAUCCCUUUUCGAAGGAGGGAUCUUGCUGAGGGUUGCGAGGAAGCGGAAAAGCUGUCCAACUGGCUGGACUACGAUGAUAAGGCGCAUCGUGUACGCGAAACGAAAUCAGCGUUUGCUACAGAUGGUUGUGCUACAGAUGAUGUGUUGGUGAAAGGGUGGUUGUUUAUAGACAACUAUUGUGUCUGGCAGCUAACAAAAUUUUGGUUUUUGGUUUUAGGUUGAAUUUUAUAAAGGGUACAAGUGAGGCUCUAAUGGCAGUAAACACACAAAAACGUUUUUAGAAAAGAUAGAUUGACAUUAAAUACAAAUAAAACAUUCUGCCUUAACAAAAUUA